This is a messenger RNA of Oryctolagus cuniculus (rabbit), 2556 nucleotides long. Lineage: Eukaryota; Metazoa; Chordata; Mammalia; Lagomorpha; Leporidae. The record is from RefSeq and is a predicted model, not a curated record.
ACUUCCGGGAGAUCCAGGAAGUCGCCUGUCUCCGGCGGGAGGCGGGGUUGUCCCCGCACGCCGCGGGCUGCAGGCGCACAGACUGAACCCUGCUACCUGCAGAGUGCAUCCGGGCGGGACACUGUGGCUGCAGGUCUGAGACGAGGGUCCCCGAGGCUGCGGCUGUGAGCCCGGGAGGUGGCCAUUCCUUCCUGGAGUGCUUGGGCAGAGGGCGUGCACGUCGGGCCUGUGGGUAGCCACCCUGCUCUUCCCUGGGCUGUGUCUCUGACCGCCGUCUCAGUAGGAAGGGCAGCCCAGGUGGCCGCUGCCAUGGCCUUUCCCCAUCGGCCGGACGCCCCUGAGCUGCCUGACUUCUCCAUGCUCAAGAGGCUGGCCCGAGACCAACUCAUCUACCUCCUGGAGCAGUGGGAGCCGUAGGAAACACACAUCACCACAAGGGAUCAGGCGGCAACUGAGUGAGGGCUCGGGACCCUAGGAGUCAGAGCGGUCAGCUCUAGCUGGGGAGAGUGCGGGGGAUUCUAGUUGCUGGAGAGCAUGCUUCGUUCAGAUGGACUGGGGGAGCCUCGCUGAACACCCAGCUUCCUGGAAAAAAAGAUUUGUUCAUCGAGGCAGAUCUCAUGAGCCCUUUGGAUCGAAUUGCCAACGUGUCCAUCCUGAAGCAACACGAAGUGGACAAGCUGUACAAGGUGGAGAACAAGCCAGCCCUCAGCUCCAGUGAACAGUUGUGCUUCUUGGUGAGACCCCGCAUCAGGAACAUGCGAUACAUUGCCAACCUCGUCAAUGCUGACAAAGUGGCUGGCCGAACUCGGAAGUACAAGGUGAUCUUCAGCCCUCAGAAGUUUUACGCGUGUGAGAUGGUGUUGGAGGAAGAGGGGAUCUAUGGAGAUGUGAGCUGUGAUGAAUGGGCCUUCUCUUUGCUGCCUCUUGAUGUGGAUCUGCUGAGCAUGGAGCUGCCAGAAUUUUUCAGGGACUACUUCCUGGAAGGAGACCAGCGCUGGAUCAACACCGUGGCUCAGGCUUUGCAUCUUCUCAGCACCCUCUAUGGGCCCUUUCCCAACUGCUAUGGCAUUGGCCGGUGUGCCAAGAUGUCCUAUGAAUUAUGGAGGCAACUGGAAGAGGAAGAAGAUGGUGAAACCAAGGGCCGAAGGCCAGAAAUUGGGCAUAUAUUUCUGCUGGACAGAGACGUGGACUUUGUCACGGCGCUUUGCUCCCAAGUGGUUUACGAGGGCCUGGUGGACGACACCUUCCGCAUCAAAUGUGGGAGUGUCGACUUUGGCCCUGAAGUCACAUCCUCGGACAAGAGCCUGAAGGUGUUGCUCAAUGCUGAGGACAAGGUGUUCAGUGAGAUCCGUAACGAGCACUUCUCCAAUGUCUUUGGCUUCCUGAGCCAGAAGGCCCGGAACCUGCAGGCCCAGUAUGAUCGCCGGCGCGGGAUGGACAUUAAGCAGAUGAAGAAUUUCGUGUCCCGCGAGCUCAAGGGGCUGAAGCAGGAGCACCGCCUGCUGAGUCUCCACAUUGGGGCCUGUGAGUCGAUCAUGAAGAAGAAAACCAAGCAGGACUUCCAGGAGCUGAUCAAGACGGAGCACGCACUGCUGGAGGGGUUCAACAUCCGGGAGGGCACCAGCUACAUCGAAGAACACAUAGACCGGCAGGUGUCACCUAUAGAAAGCCUGCGCCUCAUGUGCCUCUUGUCCAUCACCGAGAACGGUUUGAUCCCCAAGGAUUACCGGUCUCUGAAAACACAGUAUCUGCAGAGCUAUGGCCCUGAGCACCUGCUGACCUUCUCCAAUCUGCGGCGAGCUGGGCUCCUAACAGAGCAGGCCCCAGGGGACACGCUCACAGCCGUGGAGAGUAAAGUGAGCAAGCUGGUGACCGACAAGGCUGCCGGAAAGAUUACCGAUGCCUUCAGUUCUCUGGCAAAGAGGAGCAAUUUCCGAGCCAUCAGCAAAAAACUGAAUUUGAUCCCACGUGUGGAUGGCGAGUACGACCUGAAGGUGCCCCGGGACAUGGCGUACGUCUUCAGUGGAGCUUACGUGCCCCUGAGCUGCCGGAUCGUGGAGCUGGUGCUGGAGCGGCGAAGCUGGCAGGGCCUGGAUGAGGUGGUGCGGCUGCUGAACUGCAGCGAGUGUGCCUUCACAGACAUGGCCAAGGAGGACAAGGCUUCCAGCGAGUCCCUGCGCCUCAUCUUGGUGGUGUUCUUAGGAGGCUGCACGUUCUCUGAGAUCUCGGCCCUCCGCUUCCUGGGCAGAGAGAAAGGGUACAGGUUCAUUUUCCUGACGACAGCAGUCACCAACAGCGCCCGCCUUAUGGAGGCCAUGAGCGAGGUGAAGGCCUGAAGUCUCCGGGGACACGCUCCCCAGCUCGCUGCCGCCGCCUGCUCAGAGUGGGCCAGCCCGGCCACGCCGGGGACUUGGAGCGCCGAGCUUCCGGCCUGCGCCCGGGACCUUCCUCCUGUGUUCAGGGUGUACAGCCCAUGCUGCUAAGAUCUGAGGGGCAGAGGUAGCCUUUGCUAAAUCCUGUGUGAAUAUCACUGUAAAUAAAGCCUCUGCUCUCAAA